AUGUCCUUUGCUGGCAAAAUACUUCAACACAGCGCCCGCCUGUGGAAUGGCCUCAGUUCCAAGCGUGGAUUUCACGUCCUAAUGCGCCCCACGGCCAUCGCAGCCGGAGUGACCAACAACAGCAAUCAAACACAACUGGUGGCCAACACAAAUGUUUCCGCAGGACUGCUGACCCCUGUCUCUACUCUGCUGCAGCAGGUCGCCGGCUUUAAAGUCAAGGGACGCCUAAAGAGGCGCUGCAAGGAUUGCUACAUUGUGGUGCGCCAGGAACGCGGUUAUGUCAUCUGCCCCACGCAUCCGCGCCACAAGCAAAUGUCGAUGAAGAAACGUGACUACAAGUCUUGGAUAUUGACACACGCCACCCAGUCCAAGGAACGAGGCUUCUAGUUUUCUGUAGCCCCUACAACUAGCAUUUUUCUUUCAAAUUUAAAUAAAAACAUAAAAUUUUAUCUAUA
Molecule: messenger RNA, 455 nt
Organism: Drosophila persimilis
Lineage: Eukaryota; Metazoa; Arthropoda; Insecta; Diptera; Drosophilidae
Gene: mRpL36
Exons: 1
Coding region: 1-387 (128 amino acids)
Biological process (GO): translation; ribosome biogenesis
Cellular component (GO): mitochondrial large ribosomal subunit; ribosome
Molecular function (GO): structural constituent of ribosome
Source: RefSeq, a predicted model, not a curated record